This is a messenger RNA of Pseudopodoces humilis (Tibetan ground-tit), 1140 nucleotides long. RefSeq lists its product as uncharacterized. The record is from RefSeq and is a predicted model, not a curated record. NCBI's taxonomy places the organism in Eukaryota, Metazoa, Chordata, Aves, Passeriformes, Paridae.
AUGGCAGCGGCGGGCAGGCUCGGUCCGGGCGGUGUGCCCGCGGUGCCGGUCGCCAGCGGCCACAGCAUCCCGGUGCUGGGGCUCGGUACUUCCCACCAGGGUGGCUAUUCCCAUGCCGCAGUGGUCCAUGCCCUGAGGAAAUGUGGCAUUCGUCAUAUUGACACAGCAAAAAGAUAUGGCUGUGAAUCGCUUAUCCAAAAGGCCAUCAGAGAGAGUGGUGUGAAGCGAGAGGACCUCUGGAUAACUACCAAACUGUGGCACAGUGAUUAUGGCUAUGAAAACACAAAAAAGGCCUGCUUGGAAUCAUGUGAAAGACUUGGUGUUGAAUAUCUUGAUCUUUAUUUGAUUCACUGGCCUGAUGCACAAGUUCCAGGUAAAAGCAAUCGAGAGGUCCGAGCUGAAACCUGGAGGGCGAUGGAAGAGCUAUAUGAGAAAGGUUUGUGUAAAUCAAUUGGUGUAAGCAAUUUUCUUAUCAGCCAUCUUGAACAACUAAAGGAGGACUGUAUGAUUACACCACAUGUUAAUCAGGUUGAAUAUCACCCUUUCCAAAGACCUCAGGAGCUGGUUGAUUAUUGUAGGAGCAGAGAUAUUGUUUUUGAAGGCUACUGUCCUUUAGCCAAAGGUGAAGCACUCACUCAUCCUGCAAUCAUUCAGCUGGCAAAGAAAUAUGGCAGAACUCCAGCACAGAUUUGCAUAUGCUGGAGCAUACAGAAUGGGAUUGUCACUAUUCCAAAGUCAACAAAGGCAGAACGGAUAGAGGAAAACUGCAAGGUGUUUGAUUUUACAAUUGCAGAAGAUGAUGUUGAAAUUCUGAAUGGAAUGCAUGAUGGGAGACAUGUUUCCUGGGAUCCAACUUCUAUUGUGUGAAUCAAGGUUUUUGAUUUUAAUCUGAGGAAAGAAGAUAUGGAAUCUUUGAACACUGACUAUUAACAGAAAAUUAAUUCAUCUAACCUAUUCCCUGUGGAAAGAAUAAUUUAAAACCAGAUUGUUCUAAACUGGAAAAGUGAUGUAACUGAAACAUUAAUUAGUUUUAAACUGAACAAUAAAUCUGAAUUGUUCUAUUAGGUACUCAGUGUACUCAAGAAUCAAUAUAAAUUGUUUGUAUUUACUCUUAUGUUAACAAAUCAAUAAAAUAAUUUA